This is a messenger RNA of Letharia columbiana, 3204 nucleotides long. RefSeq lists its product as uncharacterized. Gene Ontology annotation, molecular function: SNARE binding; zinc ion binding. Lineage: Eukaryota; Fungi; Ascomycota; Lecanoromycetes; Lecanorales; Parmeliaceae. The transcript is spliced from 4 exons. Bases 1 to 3204 code for a protein of 1067 amino acids. Gene Ontology annotation, cellular component: COPII vesicle coat; endoplasmic reticulum exit site. Gene Ontology annotation, biological process: endoplasmic reticulum to Golgi vesicle-mediated transport; intracellular protein transport; COPII-coated vesicle cargo loading. The record is from RefSeq and is a predicted model, not a curated record.
AUGUCCCACUACGGCCAGUACAAUGCAGCAGGCUACCAAGUCCCAGGCGGUGACCCUCGACAAGCAAAAUCUGGAACACCGUCAGGACCACCGCAAUCCCGUCCUCAAGUAGCUCCCACUCCGCCUGGGUACCAGCAAGGAGGGUCGCAUUAUCCACAGAACACCCCGAGUCUCCAGCACAGCCAGUAUGGCCAAACGCCCCAGAAUGGGUAUCAAUAUCAGGGGACACCGGGCCAAGACCAGGGGGACUUCUCUCUCCAGAGCCAAGCUGCGAUGGAGGAUCAAGGUGCAAUGGGGGGAUUGACUUCACAAAUGGGAGGAAUGGGUCUAGGAGGGGACGGUGCUGCUGCAAGUCGGCCGAAUAAGAAGAAAAACCGGCACGCAUAUCAUAAUAUCGACCAGCCGGUGGUGUCUUCACAAGCGUUCAACCAGAGCACUGGAAAUGCCGAACAGUACGUGAAUCAGGAUCCGUCUCAGCAAACGGGGGCUGGCAAUCCAUACGGUGGCCAGCAAAUUACACCCGCUAUGAACCAAUUCCCUGCGCAAGCCGCUCCUUCUUUCUCUCCGGGCCUACAGUCUUCGGGCGCAGGGGUCGCAAAUGCAGCUACACCGAUGCCAGCGCCUAGCGGACCUGGCGUAUCAGCUCAAGGGCGAGUGGAUCCAGAGCAAAUACCGAGCAUACCACGAGCUCGGGAUGGUGCUGCACAGUACUACCUAGAUCACAUAUACCCCACAAUGGAGCAACAUCUCCCCCCACCCGGGGCUGUGCCUUUCGUUGCCCAAGAUCAAGGCAAUUCGUCCCCCAAAUAUGCCAGACUCACGCUCAACAAUAUCCCAUCGACAUCAAAUUUCCUUUCCCAGACCGGUCUACCACUGGGGCUGGUCCUCCAACCGUUGGCUCCUCUCCAAGCCGGGGAACGACCGAUACCUGUCCUCGACUUUGGAGAACUGGGUCCUCCUCGUUGCAGUAGAUGCAGAGCCUACAUUAAUCCUUUCAUGACAUUUCGAUCUGGCGGCAACAAACUCGUCUGUAAUAUGUGCACCUUCCCCAAUGAUGUCAUUCCAGAAUAUUUUGCGCCCACGGAUCCAAGUGGCGUCAGGGUAGAUCGAGCACAACGGCCCGAAUUGACGACAGGGACUGUGGAAUACUUGGUGCCAAAGGAGUACUGGGCUAAGGAACCCGUAGGCUUACGGUGGCUGUUUGUCAUUGAUGUCAGUCAAGAUGCGGUUAGCAAAGGUUUUCUAGAAGCAUUCUGUGAGGGCAUUCUCGGCGCUCUUUAUGGUGAGGACGAAGACGAUGUAGAUGACGAGAAAACAAAUAGCGAAAAUGCCUCGGAGAAGAGAAGAAUCCCUAUUGGCUCCAAAAUUGGAUUCGUGACAUUUGACAAAGCUAUGCAUUUCUAUAAUUGUAAUGAGAAUUUGGAAAGAGCUCAAAUGCUCGUAAUGCCAGACAUCGAGGAUCCCUUCGUGCCACUCGGUAGCGAAGGACUCUUCGUCGACCCAUACAAAUCAAAGUUGAUUAUAACCUCUCUUCUCACGCAAUUGCCAGCCCUUUUUUCGCACGUCAAGAAUCCAGAGCCGGCUCUGCUGCCUACAUUGGAGUCGGCAUUGUCGUCACUGAGCGCCACAGGUGGAAAGAUAGUGUGUUCCUUAGCAACAUUACCGACAUGGGGGCCAGGCAGGCUGUUCCUCAGAGAUAAAAAUGAUUUGCACGGUAUCGAAACUGAGAAAAAGCUAUUCCAGACAGACCAUCCUGGUUUCAAGAAGCUUGCUGGCAAAAUGGUCGAGAGUGGUGUUGGCGUCGAUUUCUUUAUCGCUGCUCCAGCCGGAAAAUACAUGGAUAUUGCCACCAUAGGUCAUCUCUCCGCAGUUUCCGGUGGCCAGACUUAUUUUUAUCCUAACUACAUUGCGCCUCGCGACUCGCUCCAGCUUGCGCAAGAGAUCAAGCAUACCCUCACCCGAGAGACAGGAUACCAAGCGCUUAUGAAAGUCCGAUGCUCGAACGGCCUACAAGUCUCAUCAUACCACGGCAACUUCCUACAGCACAAUUUUGGUGCUGAUCUCGAAUUUGGUGUCAUAGAUUCUGACAAAUCAGUGGGUGUGAUGUUCAGCUAUGACGGCAAGCUAGAUGCCAAAUUGGACGCUCACUUCCAGUGCGCUCUGCUAUACACUACGGCUAGUGGAGAACGUCGCGUUCGCUGCACGAAUACAGUUGCUGGAGUCAGUGAAGGGGCUAUGGAAAGCAUGAGGUUUAUUGAUCAAGAUGCUGUGGUCAACAUUAUUGCAAAAGAGGGUAGGCGAGAGCAAUCCGUGCUGGAGCUUUUCGUUCCAUCUUUGCUAAUCAUUCUCACAGCUGCGACAAGAAUGAUUGAGCGACCACUCAAGGAUGUUCGCAAUGCACUCACUGAGAAGACCAUCGAUAUUUUGGCAGGGUAUCGAAAGACUGGUUCUGGUUCACAUCCUCCCGGUCAGCUUGUCUUGCCGGAAAAUCUGAAGGAAUUCAGCAUGUAUGUCCUCGGCUUGAUGAAAUCACGAGCGUUCAAGGCUGGUCACGAACCUUCCGACCGCCGCACUCAUACCAUGCGCCUUCUCAAAUCGGCUUCGCCGCUCGAACUGUCGCUGUUCCUUUACCCUCGCAUUCUCCCCGUACAUACUCUCCCGCCGGAAUCAGGCUUCCCACAUCCUGUUACGGGUCACUUGGUUGUGCCUCCUGCAAUACGAGCCUCCUUUUCCCGAAUAGAAGAAGGUGGCGCCUACCUCGUGGACGAUGGCCAGGUCUGCCUUCUCUGGCUCCACGCGCACGUCUCACCUAAUCUUUUAGAGGACCUUUUUGGGGAAGGAAAAACGUCGCUGUCAUCGCUGGAUCCUAUGAUGUCCUCGCUGCCAACUUUAGAAACGCAUCUGAAUGCUCAAGUCCGCAACCUCCUAGCCUACUGGGCGAGCGUGAGAGGAAGUAAAGGAAUUACCAUCCAACUAGCCCGGCAGGGCCUCGAUGGGUCUGAAUAUGAGUUUGCAAGGCUUCUGGUGGAGGAUCGAAAUAACGAGGCGCAGAGUUACGUGGACUGGCUCGUUAACCUACAUCGACAUAUUCAGAUGGAAUUGAGUGGUCAAAGGAAAAGAGAAGAUGGCGGUGGUAUGUCCACGAUGGGCAUGGAGAGCGCAGUAGCUGGAAUUACGAGUCUGUGGACGGGUAAGGAGGGAUGA